ACCGCUUCCGCAACAAGAGCAACUUGAUCGGCAGUGGCCGCGGAGGCGCAGACAGGGGCGGGGCCUGUGCGAGGGCGUGGCCAGGACGCCUGGGUUCCAUGCCCUGCUGUGUGAGCCUGGGCUCUGUGGGGUGCUGCGGGCCCUGCCCUCGGGGCUGCGCCCAGCGGGGACACGCUGCCUUGGGCAGCAUUCCCAGCCGGGGCCAAAGAGACACGCUGAGGCCCUGAACCGUGGCUGUAGGGCUGGGGCCUGGACACCCUGCUGGCCUCCCGUGGCUGGAGAAACCACACAGGCCUUUCCCCCAUCUGUCCGCCCCACCUAAGCAGCCGCUCUCCCGGGCCAAGCGUCACUCAGUAAUCUCCUUUGCCGUAAUAAAUCUAAGCCGGGCCCUCUGUGAGCAGAGCCAGCCCCGUCACACAAGAGGCAGGAGCAGAAAUCCAGGCAGCCCCAUUCUAGUGGAAACCUCAAGACCUGUGGUCAGUGGCAGAAGAUGCUGGUGUCUCCCAUGGCAGAGAGGAAUAAGGAGCUGAUCCUGGAGGUGCUGGCUGACUCCGUGGAUAAUACAAGCCAAGCCUUUGGGCUGGAGCUGGCCUCUGGGACUGGGCAACAUGUGGUGCAUUUUGCCCAAGCCCUGCCUAAUGUCACCUGGCAGCCUUCAGAAGUCAGCCCCUCUGCCCAUGAGAGCAUCUCUGACUACAUCAGAGCCACCAAGGUGCAGAACGUGAAGACGCCGCUGGCCAUUGAUGUUUCUCAGCCCUGGGACCAGUGGGCAGGCUUGAGCCAGGGCUGCUGCAAUGUCAUCAUCAUCCUCAAUCUGCUGCACUUCCUUGCCCAAGGCCUGGAGGGACUAUUCCAGGGCAUGGGCCAGCUGCUGAAGCCUGGGGGAGUGUGCCUGAUCUAUGGGCCUUUUGCCAUCAAUGGGAUCAUCAGCCCUGAAUGCAAUGUGGAGCUGGAGGAGAAGCUCCAGGAGAGGAAUCCAGGCUGGGGGCUGCGGGAUGUGGAGGAGCUGCGGCAGCUGGCCACCCCCAACGCACUGCCCCUCGAGCGUAUGGUAGGCACAAAUCUAACUGACCUUCUGAUCCAGAAGAAGAUCACGAUUCGGGAGCUGGGGGGCUGCAUGGGCCCUAUCUGGCCUAGUUACUAUGGAGACUGCAGCUCUGUCCUGUUCAUGAUUGAUGCGGCUAACCCCACCCAGAUCUCUUCAUCCUGCGUCCAGCUCCUGUCACUUCUCUCCGCAGAGCAGCUUGCCUCGGCAUCCGUCCUGAUCCUGUUCAAUAAGAUUGACCUGCCCUGCUACAUGUCCCUGGUGGAGAUGAAAUCGCUGUUCCGGAUUCAAGAUAUCAUUACCUGUGCUAACCAGCCCAUCACUGUGGUGGAGACCAGCGCCCGUGACGGCACGGGGCUGUCCGACGUGCUGCAAUGGCUUCGUUCCACUCUCAAGGAUCCCAGAUGAAUUUGCUGUGUCCAGCUUUGGUGUUUCCUGCCAGCUGAUGGGAGCUGACUCUGACUCCAGGCAGCUCACACCUACUCUGUCACCAAGACUAGGAUCCAGGAGCAGGAGAGGUAGCUGAGCAGCAGUCUCAUCAGCCCUCCACCUGGGAAUGAGAGCAGGGGGGCAGCAGCAAGACAGUGUGUGCUCCCAGCAGGUUGGUGGUAGCAAUGGAGCUGCCCCAGACUUUUGGUACCUUGAAUUGCAAAGUAAACUGUGAAUUCAGGACUUUCUCUCAUUCAUUCCAGACUGCGAGUCAGCCUGCUUGCCCCCUGGGGCAGGAGGAACGUACUGCUGGGGGGCUGGGAUGUGCAGAGACCACAGCCUCAUGUUUACUAGAGUACAUUUGUCCUGUGACUCCCCUGUCCUUGGCAGCCUUGCUGAUGGAGCGCCCCACCCCACCUUUUCCUGCUUUGACUGCUGGCCCUAUGCUGCUUCUAGGCUAGGAGGUAAUAGGCCUGCCCACUGGAGCCCAUCUGCAGGCAGGAGCUCUGUGGAGGGGUUUGUUAGUGAUUCAACAUUGCUAUCAGUUUAUUAAAGAGCAGAGUGUAGUUCC
Mauremys reevesii (Reeves's turtle) is the source of this 2045-nucleotide messenger RNA. It is a transcript of the gene ARL16, whose product is annotated as ADP ribosylation factor like GTPase 16. The record is from RefSeq and is a predicted model, not a curated record. Bases 491 to 1453 code for a protein of 320 amino acids. Gene Ontology annotation, molecular function: GTP binding; GTPase activity. The transcript has 8 exons. Lineage: Eukaryota; Metazoa; Chordata; Testudines; Geoemydidae.